ACUGCUGGAAUUUCGGUUCAUUUUUUAUACAAGCAUGCCCUUUAAAGCGUCACGGGGCCCUCGGUAUGAGAAACCCAUCGUGAACAAAACGGAAUUGGAAAUCCAGGAUCCCGGAUUUGCAGUCGUUUAAUGAUGUUGUGUGAAACUAAACAACAUUGGUAAUAAUGACGUCCAGGAACCAUUCAGAAUCCGGCACGUAAUCCCGUUGAGAAGCGAGUGGGACACUUUUCUGCUCCACUAACAUUAGUCAGAGUUUUAGCGGCUGCAUUUGACGGAAUUUGAUUCGCAGCCGAUAAAUUUCAUAGGCACUAGCGUCUAUACUAGUGGACAAGUUUCGGGUAUUUAGGGAGAACAGCGGGCUAUUUAACAGCGGAUUUAUUAUCGUGUGCAGAAGCUGGUUUUGACCGGGCGGAAUCGAACUUAGGACAAGUGUAUAUAAAAGGAGGAAGGGUAGCGGUCAAGAAAGCAAUAUGCGGAGAAUUGUGAUCGAUAGAGCUCGAAGAUUUGUGUCCCAAGCAAAAUUGAUGGCAAACAGCGUUUCUAACCAUUCAUCUGCUCCUCCUCGCAAUGGAUGGCGGAGAGAUUUGUCUUCGUCGUCUCCUCUCACCGUCGCUACCAUUAACCCAAAGGUUUUGGAAUGUGAAUAUGCAGUGCGUGGAGAAAUUGUUAUUCAUGCUCAGCACUUACAACAGGAAUUGCAAACAAAAUCAUCUUCACUUCCUUUUAGCGAGAUUAUUUAUUGCAAUAUUGGAAAUCCACAUUCAUUGGGUCAGCAGCCCAUUACAUUUUUCCGAGAGGUGCUAGCGUUAUCUGACCAUCCAACACUUUUGGACAAAGACGAAACACAUGGCAUCUUUAGUUCUGAUUCUAUCAGUAGGGCUUGGCAAAUCCUAGAUGGAAUUCCGGGAAGAGCUACUGGAGCCUACAGUCAUAGCCAGGGUGUUAAGUCAUUACGUGAUGAGAUUGCCAGGGGUAUUGCUAAACGUGAUGGUUUUCCUUCCAAUCCAGAUGACCUUUUUUUGACUGAUGGAGCAAGUCCUGGGGUUCAUAUGAUGAUGCAGUUGCUUAUAAGGUCAGAAAAGGAUGGAAUUCUUUGUCCAAUUCCACAGUAUCCACUGUACUCUGCAUCUAUUGCCCUUCAUGGUGGGAAACUGGUUCCAUACUACUUAAAUGAGGCAACAGGAUGGGGAUUGGAAAUAUCUGAGGUCAAAGAACAGCUGAAAGCAGCUCGCUUAAAUGGAAUUGAUGUUCGGGCUAUUGUUGUUAUAAAUCCUGGAAAUCCCACGGGUCAGGUUCUAUCAGAGGAAAACCAGCAAGAGAUAGUGCGCUUUUGCAAGAGUGAAGGCUUGGUUCUUCUUGCUGAUGAGGUUUACCAGGAUAAUGUUUAUGCGGAUAACAAAGAAUUCCACUCUUUCAAAAAGAUUGCAAGGAGCAUAGGCUACAGCGAAGAGGACAUUUGUCUUGUAUCUUACCAUUCGGUAUCCAAAGGGUAUUAUGGUGAAUGUGGAAAAAGGGGUGGCUAUAUGGAGGUUACUGGACUUGACAGUGAUGUCAAGGAUCAAUUAUAUAAAUUAGCCACAGUGAAUCUUUGCUCUAACAUUUCAGGCCAGAUACUGGCGAGUCUUAUAAUGAAUCCCCCACAGAAUGGAGACGAGUCGUUUGAAAUGUUUUGUACAGAGAGGGAUGGCAUUCUUUCAUCACUUGCAAGGCGGGCAAAGACAUUGGUGGAUGCAUUGAACAAGCUAGAAGGUGUUACUUGUAAUGAAUCAGAGGGUGCCAUGUAUGCUUUUCCUCGCAUCCACUUGCCACAACAAGCAAUUAAAGCUGCAGAAGCAGCUAAGAUGGUGCCCGAUGCUUUCUAUGCUACAAAAUUAUUGGAUGCUACAGGGAUUGUUGUAGUUCCAGGUUCUGGAUUUGGUCAGGUACCUGGCACAUGGCAUUUUCGUUGUACAAUUUUGCCCCAAGAGGAUAAAAUGCCAGCAAUAGUUUCUGGAUUAACAGAAUUUCACAAGAGGUUCAUGGAAGAAUUUCACGACUAAUCAUGCUUGAAAUUGGGUUUGAUGUGCUUCAAUUUGCACUAUUCGGUAUUAGACCAAAUGAAAUAAUGCUGAUUUUGCCGCAGCAGCGUCUUCAUUUUUCAUUGUAGAUGAUUUUCACUUUGAGACUUUAUUACGUGUACCAGCACUGAUUGAUUUUUUCAAUAAAAUCAUGCAUAUUAGAUCA
Messenger RNA from Cryptomeria japonica (Japanese cedar), 2223 nucleotides. Its product is annotated as alanine aminotransferase 2. Gene Ontology annotation, molecular function: pyridoxal phosphate binding; L-alanine:2-oxoglutarate transaminase activity. NCBI's taxonomy places the organism in Eukaryota, Viridiplantae, Streptophyta, Pinopsida, Cupressales, Cupressaceae. The coding region runs from base 471 to 2039 and encodes 522 amino acids. Gene Ontology annotation, biological process: biosynthetic process. The record is from RefSeq and is a predicted model, not a curated record. The transcript is spliced from 15 exons.